GCUAAUAUGGGAACCGCUGCGUCAACAGAGGAGAAGACGGUGACACGCAUCACGGAGCGGCGGGGAGAAAAGUUCCCCUCUGAUGCGUUAUCCCGCCUGUUGCGGUGGGGACGAAGAAGGGGACUUUCCGUUAAAACUGUUUGGGAGCGGCUGGGCUGUGAGCUUUGGAAAUCGGUGGCUCAGGGCGAUGAGGAGGCUUUCUCCCUGAGUCCAGUAUGGCUCACCGCGCAGAGAAGACUGGAGGAGUUUGAGGAUGAGAGAGAACAACUGCAGAAAAUGGCUGAUUUUGCAGUAACACUGGAACAAGAACUGGAACAGGUUAAAUUGAUUCUGCAUCAGCGAGAUCUGCAGUUUGAAUCUUUACAGCAAGAGCAUCUAGUGCUCAUGAAGCAGCUCACCUUAACCCAAGAAUCAUUGCACACCAAAGAGCAGUCCCUAAAUGACCUACAGACUCAAUAUGAUGAGCUGGUGGCCAGGUUAGAGGAAUUCCAGGGUGAUGUUAUUUCCAAGGAUGACACGAUCCAAUAUUUGCAGAAUGAGAAGAUUGUCCUAGAAGUAGCUCUGCAGGCAGCAAAAGCAAGCAAAGAAGAACUUGAUGAAGGAGCAAACUUCUUAGGUGAAAGUACUGAGGCAGCAUCAGAAAUCUUGGCACAAUUGAGCCAGGUGGAAAAUCUGCAACAGGAAAGUGCCAGCCUGAAGAAACAGACCCAAAAAGUAAAGGAGCAGUUCCUACAGCAAAAGGUAAUGGUGGAAGCUUAUCGAAGAGAUGCAAGUUCACAGGACCAGCUGAUUAGUGAAUUGAAAUCUACAAAGAAGCGGCUGGAUUUGGAAGCGAAAGAAUUAAAACGGGAGCUACUGAAACUUCAAGGUGAAAAGCAGUCCAUUGAUGUUGAACGCUCAAGAUUUCAGAAGGAAGUAUCCCAGGUUCACCAGCAGAUGGUGGAGUUAGAAAGCCACCUCCAGUCAGUGCAAAAAGAACGGGAUGACAUGGAGAUACAGCUACAGUCUUUGCAGAUUGAUAAAGAACAAAUGACAUCUCUUGCUGAGAUGAAUGAGGUAUUAAAACUACAGGUAGAACAAAUGCAAGAGGAAGCCAAAAAGGCCAUCACUGAACAGAAACAAAAAAUGAAGCGUCUGGGGUUAGAUCUGACCAGUGCACAGAAAGAAAUGAAGGCAAAACAUACUGAAUUGGAGCUGAGCAAACUAAAAGCACAAAUCGCUGAUGGAGGAAAUAACCAGGCUUCCCAUGAAAGGAUUCAAGCCUUGGAGAUAGAGCUGCAGGCUGUUAGCCACAGUAAGAUGAUGUUGGAGAAAGAGCUGCAAGAAGUAAUUUCACUCACCAGCCAGGAGCUUGAGGAGUACAGGGAAAAAGUGAUUGAACUUGAGGAUGAGCUUCAGGAAUCUAGAGGUUUCAGGAGGAAGAUAAAACGUUUAGAAGAAAUAAACAAGAAGUUGGCCCUCGGACUGGAACAUGAACGGGGGAAGCUCACUGGUCUUGGUCAGUCUAACACUGCUUUGCGAGAGCACAGCAACAUCCCCGAAACAGUACUAGCAGCCGAAACAGUACUAGCAGAGAGAGAGGCAGACCUGGUGCAGCUGAAUUUCCGGGUUCAAGCAGUCCUAAAGCGUAAAGAGGAGGAGGAUCAGCAAAUGAGGCAACUUAUUCAAGCCUUACAGAUUGCCUUAGAAAGAGAAAAGUCAAAAGUUAAUAACCUUGGAGAGCAGGUUGCGGCAGCCAGGGUGGGUGCAGCGCAUGACCGUCAUCAUUAUAAAGCUGCUGUUCUUGAGCUGAGUGAAAUUAAGAAAGAGCUACAAGCCAAAGAACUGCUUGUCCAAGCCCUUCAGGCUGAAGCAGACAAACUACAAGCUAUUAUUGAACGUGCUCACGCCUCUCUGAAGGCGCUCCUCUUAAGACAGAAAGGGGGGAUUUGCAGUGAGCGGGCAGACGCCUUGGAUAAGACGCCUGCCGCUCGGUUGCUGAAAGCUCUUUACGUGCUUAAUUGGUCCCAGGUGGAUACCGGCGAAGUGGGUUUGGCCUUGGCUGCGUCUUCCGGAGAGCCUUAUGAGACGCGCCCAGGCGCCGCGGAACCAGAGCCCCCGGAGGAGAACUGUUUGUUAGCUCUGUCAGGACUUUUCCUGUUUGAUCCUCCGUGA
Mauremys mutica (yellowpond turtle) is the source of this 2154-nucleotide messenger RNA. Its product is annotated as golgin subfamily A member 3-like. Lineage: Eukaryota; Metazoa; Chordata; Testudines; Geoemydidae. The coding region runs from base 7 to 2154 and encodes 715 amino acids. The record is from RefSeq and is a predicted model, not a curated record. The transcript has 2 exons.